UUGGAUGCGAAGCUGCUGCCCAACUACCUGAACUGGUGGAAUAGUCUGCGACCACGGAGACGGGACAACAAUACCAAUCGCCCAUCAUCUUCCACCUCCCAUACCCUCUCCACGAAUGUCUUUGUCGUAUCCGGACCACUGUAUCUCGUCUUCCGGAUUUCCAGUCUCUUAUGCAUUUGUUCCCUACUAGCCGGACCGGCGGCUUAUUCCGUGGCGAACAGACAUUGUACCGUUCGAACAGAUCACAAGUCCACUGUGCUAGAUCGACUGAUUAUUCUUUCGGAACCAAAAGCCUUACGGACACACCUCUUUCCACAUUGCGCAGAUCUGUUACGAUGGGCCACCUCGUUGGAUAUGCCUGUUCUGGGACAGUUGUGCUUCUGCCUACUCUGCAUCGUUCUCCAGUCGGUUUUCAUCCACAGGCAUUGGGCAUCUCAGAACAGCUCGAGGACCAGGGGAGUUUGUGCGUCUGUUCUGCUUCUGGACGUAAUACUACUUUUGAUUGUGAGCAAUACAACCGUCUCAAUUAUUCUCCAAACCACUCUCAAUACUGAGACCACAGCUGAUCACAAUCUAUCCAUGCGUUUCUGCGGGUAUGCAGUCGUAGCCUUCAUGGCGAUACCGUUACUCUUCGGUGUCUGUUCUAGCCUGGUCACUUGGAUCAGAUUUUGUUCCAGUGACUGGAAGGCUCAGAAGCAGGUUCUAAUAGAAUCGUGGCCGAGUGGCAGCUCUUACGACAGUUGUACGAAUAGAUCUCAACUAGCCAACAGCCACUGCAAUUUUUCCACUCGAUCCGCUCAUCCUGCUUACCAUUGUGUUCGCAAUUCUGACCCGCUGGAAGAGUUUGGUACGAGACUUCGAGUGUCAACCGACAAACCACUUUUUCGACCGUCCGUCUUCAGCUGUCCUCCAGCCUGGUCUCCUCGGUCGACGGCGUCCUUUUGCACUACACUGACCCCUUCCACAAAAAUCGAAUCAUUUUAUUCUUGUCCAGCUUUGUCUGCUUCAAAUACACUCCCCCUGCUUCGAUCAGACGGUUCGGAUGCCAGCGAUGCCAGUGAGAUCACAAGCGUCAGUCGGUUGAAAAGAAAGCGUCCGUCAACUGUUUGCGGAACCUUUGUCACUCGACGACGCAAAUCACGGAGGAGCUACCGAAAACGAAGUGGUCUCCUGCGUUUUUGUUUGUCUCUUUUGUUCGGCCGGAUUGAAACUUGGGAUGAUCUGUUUGCAGAACUGGUUUGUUUGGCCAACGCGCUUCUUGUUGGCAUUGUUAUUUAUGGUAUGGGUCGCUUGUUUGUACAGCUGACAGAAGUAUUCUAG
Messenger RNA from Opisthorchis viverrini, 1320 nucleotides. RefSeq lists its product as hypothetical. The record is from RefSeq and is a predicted model, not a curated record. NCBI's taxonomy places the organism in Eukaryota, Metazoa, Platyhelminthes, Trematoda, Opisthorchiida, Opisthorchiidae. The transcript has a single exon. The annotation marks the transcript as partial.